This is a messenger RNA of Cylindrotheca closterium, 741 nucleotides long. The record is from the annotation of a GenBank genome assembly. Lineage: Eukaryota; Bacillariophyta; Bacillariophyceae; Bacillariales; Bacillariaceae.
AUGGCCCCCGGAGUAGAAGAAGAAAGACAAGAAAUUGAUCAAUCAUACGCAGAUCAUAGCAUUGUAUAUGAAAAUAACGAUCUUACUAGUAGCAAGAAGAAAAAGAAGAAGAAGACUCCUCGAUCAGCUUCAUCCAAGAAGAAGACGAAGAGUAUAGCUACGUCAUCAUCCAGCAUGUCCCUGCACGAUUGGAAUGUGGUAGAGAAACCAACCAACGACUCGAGCAGCGAGUUUUCAGAUGACGAGUACCAAACGGAUCUGUUGGAAGAAGCACAAGAACAAAUCAAACGCAUUGACCACAUUAUUGCCAGCAGCGUUUGCAAAAAGAGCAUCUGCAGCAGCAGGGAUAGCCUUGAUUCCUGCAGCGACUUUGACAAUGAUGAUGAUGAUAAUGAUGUCGUGGAAGUAGCUGAAGUAUCGGUGGUGAUUGAGAAUCCUCCGAGCAGUGGUGACACUAGCGACUUUGAAGACGACGAUGAUGAUGAUGAUUUGGAAGAAUUAGAAGCUUCGUGCAUUGAGGAUGGCGUUGUAGUAGAGGAGGAGGAUGGUGUUGUCGUCGUUCACGAAGACGACCUUCCAAACCUGCUCGACAAAUUCGCAAUCGGAGACAAGCCAAACAACAAUGCGGAGAUUGCUAUUGGCAAAGAACCUCCAUAUCUAGGACUAACAAUGCGGCAAAGAACGCAUCUCAAGAGAAAUAAUAGCUUGAUUCCAUCCGGCAUCGAAGGCCGAACAAAAUAG